Messenger RNA from Dentiscutata erythropus, 252 nucleotides. Lineage: Eukaryota; Fungi; Glomeromycota; Glomeromycetes; Diversisporales; Gigasporaceae. The record is from the annotation of a GenBank genome assembly.
AUGCAAUAUCUCUCAGGAUUUUUUCCAGAGGAACAUGCCCGUAUUAACAAAGAGAAAGCACCCCACGAUGCUGCUGAAGUUCAGUUACCUACUUAUACGAUCAUGGAACCACAAAAAGUUUGUAAUAAAGUCAUUGGGCAACUUGAAGAAACAACACCAAAUGGAAAAAAUUUUAAAGUGAUGAAAGUUAGAGUCGUAAGAGCACGUGAAGAUUUUGCCGAAGCUUUAAAGAGAAAGGCUGCAAUAAAAUGA